Messenger RNA from Condylura cristata (star-nosed mole), 5050 nucleotides. RefSeq names its product family with sequence similarity 168, member B (gene FAM168B). The transcript is spliced from 7 exons. Bases 95 to 682 code for a protein of 195 amino acids. The record is from RefSeq and is a predicted model, not a curated record. NCBI's taxonomy places the organism in Eukaryota, Metazoa, Chordata, Mammalia, Eulipotyphla, Talpidae.
CGGAGACCUGGUAGCGCCCGCGAGAGGGACUCGUUCUCUGCUUUGUGCAGCUGGGCUGGUGGCGGAGCGGGGCGCGCAGCAAGUUCGUGAAAUCAUGAAUCCUGUCUAUAGCCCUGGUUCUUCUGGGGUUCCCUAUGCAAAUGCCAAAGGAAUUGGUUAUCCAGCUGGUUUCCCCAUGGGCUACGCCGCAGCUGCUCCUGCCUACUCCCCCAGCAUGUACCCUGGAGCAAAUCCUACCUUCCAAACAGGUUAUACUCCUGGCACUCCUUACAAAGUGUCCUGUUCCCCCACCAGUGGGGCCGUGCCACCAUACUCCUCCUCUCCCAACCCCUACCAGACUGCCGUCUACCCCGUGCGAAGUGCCUAUCCCCAGCAGAGUCCGUAUGCACAGCAAGGCACGUACUACACACAGCCUCUGUAUGCAGCACCCCCUCACGUCAUCCACCAUACCACAGUGGUGCAGCCCAACGGCAUGCCGGCAACGGUGUAUCCUGCUCCCAUCCCUCCGCCUAGAGGCAAUGGGGUCACCAUGGGCAUGGUGGCUGGGACCACUAUGGCCAUGUCAGCAGGUACCCUGCUGACUGCUCACUCCCCAACUCCUGUUGCCCCCCAUCCAGUCACUGUGCCCACGUAUCGGGCCCCAGGAACACCCACUUACAGCUACGUGCCCCCUCAGUGGUGAUCACCCUGCAAACGUUUGAGGAUGGAGCUGUGCAGUCACAUCACGGAGGUUACACAGCUGGUGCUGCAGGCCUCGUGCCUCCAACCAGGACUUUCUUCUUAAUGCUCUCAACACUUAGCUAAACACACUACGCCCGGCCCAGCAGGUCCCAGCGCCAUUAGUCUCCAACUGACUCUGUGGGUUGGUCUUAAAGUAAAUCCUGUUUUGUGGGCUGCCUGGCAAUUUUUUAGCUAACUAUAAUGAUUAAAAAGGGAGUAUUACUCUAUUCUGAAUCAUAUCUAGUUGAAUGCAUGUUUAAAAAAACAAACACAAAAACAAAGCUUGCUCAAUCUACCUGCAGUGACUGAUGCAAAACCAUCAUAUGCAAAACCCAAAGGAAUGGAAACGUAUUUUACAACUUGUAUCACUAAUGCACUGUUGCAAUGUAUGCAGAGUCUUAAAGUUAUGUGUUAACGUAAAUUUCUUCAUCGAGCAUUUGAAAUCUCUUAGAUGAUCCUUCAACCCUUUGGGGUUGAUUUGGGUUGCCAGUUGGAGACAUGGACUUUUUGUUUUCUGCCAUCUGUUUCUUCUGCACUGACAGUACGAGAGGGGGUUCCAGGGACCGGAGUGGAGGUAGGCUGCAGCUGCCGGGGUGCCCUAGGGCAUCCCUUCCUUCCACUUGCUGGGCCGGUGUAAUGUGGACAUACUGAAAGUUGAUCAUGAGAGAUUAGAGUUGUGUGGCCAGUACAUUUGGGGGCAAGAGGUGGUUUAUGUAUCAGCAAAGCAAUUUUCUCUGUUACCUAAAUUUUUGUUACAAGUCUCUUAGAGGUAGAGAUGUUGUUUUCUAUAUAUUGGAGAAGUCCUCUGUAGAGCUAUAUUAUUUUCCUGGGAUGGAAGGAAGAUACAUGAAAGAGAAACAACCAAACUUAGAGAAGAUGUUGAUCUCUCUUUUAUUUAGCUUAAAUAGUCAUUCCUUUUCUUUUUUCCUGAGAAGUGUUUGAAUCAGCUGAAAACAUUUCUGGUCUUCCCUCAAAGAAGGGCCAGUUUCAGUUGUGUGUUAUGAAGAAAGUUGUAUAUUUAAGGACUAUUAAAAGGGAACAAAACUUUAUUUGAAAUUAAUCAUUUCUUGCAGAGAGGCAGUGCAGGUGACUGUUUGGCCCUGUCCAUGGGAUAGGUUUGUCCUGUGAGCCUGUCUGAAGGUCUUGGAAACAGUGUGGGGAGCUGAGGGAAGGGCUGGUGCCUGUUGUCCGUGAACCUUUUCUGCCGUCUCUGGCAGCUGAGGGUACUCAGUACAAAGCAAGUAUGGAUGGCAAGGAGCUGGGCAGUAGAGAAUGCAUUUGCCACAGUUUAUUAUGGAAAGGAUUUUGUGUUUAAAAUCUGAAUUAUGUACAUAAGAAUUAAGAGGAAUUUUUUGCUUAAAUGUGCCCAACUUGUAUCAAUGGAAUUGUGUAUCUGUUCUCAGAGUCAGAGGGGGUGGGGAGGUGAGGGUUUUCCUUCUCUUUCAGUGUCUGUCAGGCAGGGUGAGUGUGCCCCUGUUCUCCCCAUCUUGUUUUCCAGUGUGGGCUUUGGUUGGGGGGUGGGGUGGGCUCUGCUCUUCUGUCUCUGGCAGCUAGCUCAGGACUCUGGCGCUGAUUUGGCAUUCUGCCCCGAUUAGUGAGUGGGGCACCUGACCCCUGAGCCUUUGGUAAUCGUAUUUUUUAUAGUAAGUAGUCUUCAUGAUUUUCAUUCUCAUGUUUCUUUUACAAGAAAUUUAGGAAUAUUUUUUGCAUGAAUCAUUGUAAACAGAAGAUUUCCUUAUUCCUAAUGUCCAUUAGCAUAGUGUGUUUACUGGUAAGUAAAUUGCUUCAUGAGCACUUAAUCCAUGUGUGCACACGCGCACAAGUGUGUGUGUGAAUGAGUGUGAACAUGUGUGAGCAGCCAUUUGUCCCAGGCACACAGUUUGCGUCCACUUCUUCAGCUCUGUGUUGCUAUUAACAUCUGUAUGGUGGAUCAUCUGUAAUAGGACUAGGUUCUAAGGAUCCCAGGGCUGAACCACAGAGAAGUUAGUUUCCCAUUUUAGUGAUUCUAGAUUAGGAGAAAAUACAGGUUUAGUGUGUGCUUAAAAAUAAAUGCCCCCAAUCAACAAAGUGGGAAGAAAGAGACACGUGUGCACACGUGUGAGACUAGGUGUGAAGGGUGGGUCGUAGGAAUUCAGGAAGUUCUGAGAAGUUAUGUGGGAUGUUUUUCAGGCCAGCACACACUGGGCGAGUGUUUCCAUGAGCACUGAGUUUAAAGGAUGUUUUCAGGAGAAAGAAGAAUGGGUUGUAUCCGUCUCCCCUCUACAUCAGCUUCAUAAACACUUUUUCCCCUAUAAUUUUUUUAAUCUUUUUUACCUUUUGUGAAUAUGAGUUGGGAGACUUUAUCAGAUACUUUCACAUUAUAGGUGUGGGUAUCUUUGCAGUUUUGAAACUUUGGGCAUAAGCUAUCAAAUAUGAAAGGUAGGUCUUGUCUAGCAGUAAGGAUCUGGACAUAAUAUUAACAAAACAAUCAUAGGUUAUAAUUUAAGCAAUAUUUAGUUCCACUGAAAUUAAGGAGUAAAACUUCUGUUAGAGUUGCAUUAUUUAAUAUCCCACGCACAAUAGUGGAGCAAUCAGAGAAGUUUUUUUCCUGUGUGUCAUUUCUAGUUUCAGUCGUUUUCAGCUGAAUUACGGUUCUUUCAGAAGUUGAGACAGGCAAGCAAGGACCUAAUUCUUGUAAACAUGGACAUCAUGGAAUCAAAAAAAUGAGUGCUGCAACCUCUCGUUUAGUUUGGAGGUCUGGUUUUCUCUCUGGGAUUCUUGCUUGGGUCCAGCAGUGACUGAGGUCAUCAAGGAGCAUUGUCCUCGGCAUGAGCUUGCAGCCUCAGCAGUGAGGUCAGCAUCGGGGCCGUUUGUGUUAACAGGCACAGGGCACUUCAGACAUUUCUGUCUCCUCUGUUAACUGUUUUCAGAGCAUGUUGUUGGUAGAGUUUUAGGCCUUCCAUUUGCUUUUCUCUGACUGUUCCUUGAGUGCUAUGAAAAGGUCAUAUUUACAGGAGUGACAGUUCCUGGGUUGGGCUCCUGGUUGGAGAGCGCCCUGCCCUUUUCCAGCUGGGCAGGUGCUGCUUGUUCCAUCUGGUGGCUCUACUCUUCAGUGAGAGGAAAUCUAUUCUUAAGGCACUUUGGAUGCACUAAUUGUGGACAGCGUUGUUCCCACAUGGUAUCUGUGAGUUCCUGCCAGUGGUGGUGAAAGGAUGGCACGUGCCAGAGAAGUCAAUUUUGGCCUUCUCUACAAAUGAAAGCUAGACUUCACCUCUCCUUUUGAAAACACGUGUUUCCAGCUGGGCCACCUAGUCAGGCUGUUAACGGCUGGACGUCCCAGUCAUUGCCAGCAUGGGUGUUGCUUAGGACAGGACGCCUGGCUGACCUCCCAGAGGGCACAAAUGCAGGUUUAAGGGUGGCCCAAAGUGAGAGGCAACUUCUAGUUCCUCUCUCUGGUGCUUUUUGGGGGAUGGGUAUUCUCUGAAGAGGAGUGUGGUUGGCUGUGGCGGGAGGACUGCUCAGCUUGCUUCUCUUGCACAUCUCAGCUGUUUGUUUGCCCUGAGCUGUUCAUUAGUGAACGUGAGCUUUCUGAAGGCACAGUGGAUUUCUGGCUAGACUGCAGAAGACAUGGAGGAAGUGGUCUUGUCCUUGAGAAGGUUGCAGAAUUGAUCUUACCUGUUUUAGAGAAUUGGGUUCUUUCCUCUGUUCAUUUGAAAACAAAACCUGUGGGAUAACCUUGAGGCCCGAGGACUAAGCCAAGUUACAGGGACACAGGGAGGCAGGUGUCUGCUCAGGAGCCCCUGGCGAACUUGAGAAGGGUUCCCUGUGAUUGAGUGUUGGAGGGCCCUGAAGUCUGCUGGAACCCUUCUCCCGUGGACUUAGCCGCUGGUCUCUGUGGGCCAAGUAGGCCGUAGAUUAGCUGGGUUGGAUUGCAGCUGGCGCCAGGUAGGGUUGCUGUGACAGCCCCAGGAGAAGCCCAAAGCCCACGGGGGCUUUGACUGACUAGGAAAUAAGGUUACUUUAUUUUCUUUUAAUGAUUUUUAAAUAUUGUGUUUUUUUUUUUUUAAGACCUGUCUCUUGGUACUUUUUUUAAGCUUGAGUCAAAAUUGUCUUCCAGUGUUACAGGCACCCCUCACCUUUGCAUUGAACUUACCAUGUCAAUCAAUACAAAAGAAUGGAACAUCCAUCCUGAGCCAGUUCCAUUAUGUGUAAAUUCAUACUAUUUUAAUUUUUUAUGCAAUCUGAUGAAUAGAUCAGCUCAGAUUUAAAAUUCUUAAAAAGCACGUUUAUUGUAACAAGAAUUGUUAUGUAUUAAUACUGCAGUUUUCAAUAAAGAUUGACUUGUGUUGCA